Schizosaccharomyces japonicus yFS275 is the source of this 3259-nucleotide messenger RNA. RefSeq names its product membrane transporter. Lineage: Eukaryota; Fungi; Ascomycota; Schizosaccharomycetes; Schizosaccharomycetales; Schizosaccharomycetaceae. Gene Ontology annotation, cellular component: vacuole; membrane. The record is from RefSeq and is a predicted model, not a curated record. The transcript has a single exon. Gene Ontology annotation, molecular function: transmembrane transporter activity. Gene Ontology annotation, biological process: transmembrane transport. The coding region runs from base 414 to 1856 and encodes 480 amino acids.
CGGAAGUGUUCUUGUUAAAAUCCUAUCUAAUCUGUGUCUAUUGCCCACUGGACACUGGUGAGGGUCAGCAGGACACCGGUCGUUACAGCAGGCACAUGUUUACUAUAUAUAGACUCAGCCGCGCUUCCAUUCGAGACCACUCUAGUUGUUAGUUUCAACAAAUCUGAGUAACGAGUUUCCUUAAACUUUUAGUGUCAAUGUUUGGUUAAACAGCAGUAGCUUUCAAAUAACUGAGUACGGCUGUUCAAUUGGGCCUCUUUCUCUGCUUGCUUUGCUUGUAGCAAAUUCUCACUUCACGAGAUGAAUUGAGAUAGGAAUGGUUGAAAUUAAUGCCGAGCAAUUUUUUUACGCCUUCAUAUAUAUGUAUAUAUAUAUAUAUAUAAUGGUCUCCUUUACAUACGAAUUAAUGAGAUAUGGCUGCGACCUUUAAGGAUUCCUUAAUAGGGUCUCAACAGUCUCAAAAUGCAAUCGAAUUGAAAGAAACGAAGCCCAAAGAAUUUCAUACUUUUAUAGUGAGUCAACCGCGAGCUGCAGAUUCGCAUACGCUGUCAAGCCUUCGUGCGCAAUCCACUGAGAGUCCUGAAAACGAAAAACUUCUGCCUCCAAUGAAAAAUGUUGUCUUGAUUAUCAUCAAUAACUUUCUGUCAUGUGUAUCCUUUAACAUUGUUAUUCCAAUUUCGGCUGAGUAUUCGCGGCAUCUGGGUGGUACAUCGUCCUUUUCAGGUAUUAUUAUUGGUACGCCAACGAUUGUUGCCCUGUUGCUGCUUUAUCCAAUGCUGAAGUUUUCCCUUGCCAAGAAUGGACGCAUGAUUUAUAAACGACCAAUCAUUGUUUGUGCCAUUGGAAGCAUUCUUGGUCAUGUCCUGUACUCGUUAGCUGACUACGUCAAUUGGUUGUAUCUUAUUCUGAUUAGUCGGCUUUUCUUUGGAGUUGCUUGCACAAUGUUUUUGUAUCAUAAGCGCUAUGUGACCGAUAAGACACUUGUCAGUCCUCGCUAUCGCACACCGUUGGCGACUUGCACUACGUUGGCUCAAGCAAUGGGAAUGUGCGUUGGUCCAUUUCUUGGCGGCCUUUUGAGCAAGGCUUCUGCGCAUGCGCGCAAUCGUGUCUGGGAUAAAUUCACUUCGGGAAACUGGAUCAUGGCCAUUGUUUGGCUUGUGUAUCUCAUUGUCGCUGCUUUCUUGUUCAAGGAUGACUUGGAGACGAGUUACACUGACACAACAGUCGAUCAAUCUGUAAUUACAGAUGCCGAUCAGAACUCUCAGCGAUUGACUAAAAAUGGCAUGUUUACGAUGUUUGUCGUUAGCUGGAUUACAUUCACAUCUAAUUUCACACUAGUGGGAUAUCUCUCAAGUAUUCCCGUUUACACAAGUGAGCUUUACGGCUACUCAACAUUUCAGGCUGGAAACUUCAUUGCCCUGAACUUCUUACUAAUUUCACCACUCGUUUUAUCUGUUACGUUUCUUUCACGACACAUUCAGGAUCGCAUUAUUUCCCUGGGAAGUUUAAUCGUUCUCCUAUUUGGCCUGUUUCUGCAUUUAAUCAUUCACGAAUGCAAACGCGAGUACCUUAUACCUUACUUCAUCGCGUGUCUCAUUAUCUUAUUUAGUGGAAAUGUUGUCGGUUCGCCAUCUGUAUCUCUGUUGACUAAACAACUUCCGCCGAAAUUCCAUGUACGGGGAAACGUUGCUGUACAAAUUGCCAUUUCUCUGUCCGACACUCUAGGUGCAAUAUUUGGAGGUGCAAUUUCUGCAAUAAAGUUCAUUCCAGUCUUUUUGGUCUGCUUUCUUAUCAAUGCCUUGGGAAUGGUAUUCUUACUGUGCAUAUGGACCUCUAUUAAACAGAAGGUCACUUAGACAUCCGCUUCACAUUACCGGCUAUUGUGAAUUUAAUGAUCGAGAACCAUUCGUUAAUGAAUAAUACUUAAUUUUGAAACAAAAAACAUGAGUACUCUAUCUCGUAUUUGUUCGCUGCUCAACGACCAUUGCAAACGAAACAAACUGGCGUCUAUCUAUUUAUUCUUUAUUACGGGCAAACUAACUACAGACGACGGCAAGUCCAGUGGAGAUCAACUCCGUGAAGGAAGGGCACCAAGCAACCCUCAAACAUUUCCGGGAGCACAUUCGAUUCUUUUUUCAAGAUAAGUUCCUUGGGCAAGUCACUACUACUGAUACCGUAGAACUCGCGUCCAAAACGACAGGCAAAACCUUCGAGCUUGUCGAGAGCGUUCUGUUGAUCAAAAAUGAAGGCAAGAUACGAUGCUAAGUAGGGCUGAGUGAAAAUUCCAGCAGCCGGAGGGUUGGCCAGCUUUUUCUCCUUAGGGUGAGGAGCGGAAUCACUACCAAGGAAAAAUUUGCUAUUACCACUAGUAGCAGCCUUUAGCAGAGCCUGACGAUCCUCUUCCGUCUUCGCGACGGGUUUACAAAAAGAGAAGGGGUCAUGUUCCCAAUCAGAAUGUGUGAUAAGUAAAUGAUGAGGAGUAAUUGUUCCUGCAACGCUAUUGCCGCAGGCAAGAACCGUAUCAAUGGCUUCUUUCGUGGAGCAAUGCUCCAAAAUGAUUUUCAAUUUUGGAAAUUGUUCAUGAAGCUUACGGAAAGUAGGCAAAAACUGCUUCUCAGCAGUCAUAACAGAACCACCUUCCUGGCUAGGAGGAACCUCGCCGUGGAUGUUGAGAACCAUACCUGUUUCUUGCAUGGCCUGAAACGUAGGGUAGAACGGCUCGUAGCUUUCGACGCCGACAUCAGAAUUUGUUGUAGCACCUUUGGGAUAUGAUUUAACACCUCUAAUUCCGGCCUUUGCGGCGGCGUAAAUAACCUCUGGCGUAAUCUCUGGACACAAGUAUAAAGACAUUAAGUAGGCAGUCUUCGGGUCCAACGACUCGAUUUCCUGUUUGUACUUCAAACAGGCAUCCACGCUAUUGAUAGGAGGAACAGUAUUGGGCUACGUCGUAAGUAAAUUGUAAACAGGGAUGGGAGCCGUUGAACAACAGUUUCAAACAAAUUGGUCAUACCAUAACAUAGGCCACAUUAGUACCGCCAAGACGAACGCCAGGAACGGUGCUUUUCAUGAACUCUCCUUGACGGAGAUGAACAUGCAUAUCAGCCAAACUGGGCAGUUCUAAUGUUUCCAUACGAGGUUACUUCGAGAUAGAAGUGGUGGUACAGUUUAUGAUGAAGGUAGAACAGCAGUCGAAGGGAAAUCAGUGAGUCUUAAUCCGUUAUCGUAAAACCUUAAAACAGCAUAGCGACUAGGGAGUAAG